Molecule: messenger RNA, 838 nt
Organism: Drosophila obscura
Lineage: Eukaryota; Metazoa; Arthropoda; Insecta; Diptera; Drosophilidae
Product: phospholipase A2
Exons: 2
Coding region: 221-742 (173 amino acids)
Biological process (GO): phospholipid metabolic process; arachidonate secretion
Source: RefSeq, a predicted model, not a curated record
UGCCGACUAGUGGGGAUUGUAUUUACUGCUUUGUGGCUUUAAUGUGGCUGCAGAAAUAUACAAUAAACAAAUAUUUAUUAUCUAUUCAAAGGAAAUUUGCCACAUUCGACAGCCGAUCUGGUGGCUAUUAAUCGUUAUCUGUGUUUCAGAUUUCAGACGAAUUUCUUCUCUGCGAAAAUCCCCCUUGAUCAAGUCAGUCGUCUGCUUACUUUUGUGUACUAUGCACCUUCAUCAUUUUGCAGCUGCUGCAUUGUUGCUUGGCGGGGCCUUCGAUGUGAUUCUUGGCCUGGGCAUAAUUGUGCCGGGCACGAAAUGGUGUGGCCCCGGCAAUAUAGCGCUCAAUUACGAUGAUCUGGGCAGCGAAAGAGAGCUGGACAUGUGCUGUCGGUCGCAUGACAACUGCCAGGAAAAAAUAUUACCGCACCAGGAAGCCUAUGGCCUGAGCAAUGAUGGCGUAUUCCCCAUCUUCUCCUGUGCGUGCGAAUCUGCCUUUCGAAAUUGCCUCACUUCCCUGCGCAACGGACACUCGUUGACGCUGGGCCGCAUCUACUUUCUAACCAAAGAGGUUUGCUUUGCCCAUGGCCAUCCAACAGUCUCGUGUCAGGAGAAUCAGGUGGAUAUGUUCGAGAAGCGUUGCCUGAACUACAAAGUGGAUGAAGCACAGCCGAAACGCUGGCAAUUCUACGACCUGGCCUUCUACACCCAUGUCGAGGAGGAUGCUGUCCAGAGCACAGAAGAUUGAACUAUGACAUUAGCCAGCGAUAAGCCUCCGAUUACAAUCCGUACAUAAACAAUUAUAUUCAAAUCAAAAUUCUAUUAGCUUCAAUUCCGAAAGCUU